AUGUCUGACGAUGGCUUCGACGAUGACUUUGAUGACGGUUUCGGGUUCAUCGAUGAUCUGGAUUAUCAAGAUGAUGACGAGCUGUCCGCCCUAGUCGACUCCAUGGCCGAAACCGCAUUCGCCCAGGGUGACCCCAUCUGGGAUGAGUUCGAAGCCGACGAUGAGGAGAAGGCUCCUGUCCCUGCCGACAAUGCGGGGAAGCCGCCGACAAAUGGCGGUGUCAACACAGCUACAUUAGACGGUGCAGGAAGGACAGAAUCAAAUGGAAAGACCAACAGUACCGGUAGACCGCUUCGGAAACGCCGAAAGCUCAUGGUCGUUGAUGAGAGUGGUGAGAGGUUGCCUGAAUCUGCGCCGAUACCACAGGACCAGCAGGAACAAGCGAAGGUCACGGCGACUGUCAUUGUUCCGCUGCCGCCGACAUCACCGAGAAGGCUCAAUGGUAGCGAGUCAAAGAAGUCGAAUGGUGUGUUGAAAGAGGAUGGGAAGACCAUAUCUUCAUCUAUAAGCGUUGACGGGCUCAGGGCUGCAAUGAAGCGGAAACCGAGUACAGAUGAGGCUGUAAUCUCUCCUUAA
Morchella importuna is the source of this 576-nucleotide messenger RNA. RefSeq lists its product as uncharacterized. NCBI's taxonomy places the organism in Eukaryota, Fungi, Ascomycota, Pezizomycetes, Pezizales, Morchellaceae. The record is from RefSeq and is a predicted model, not a curated record. The transcript has 3 exons. The coding region runs from base 1 to 576 and encodes 191 amino acids.